Molecule: messenger RNA, 1563 nt
Organism: Sinocyclocheilus rhinocerous
Lineage: Eukaryota; Metazoa; Chordata; Actinopteri; Cypriniformes; Cyprinidae
Product: pre-mRNA-splicing factor ISY1 homolog
Exons: 5
Coding region: 803-1165 (120 amino acids)
Biological process (GO): generation of catalytic spliceosome for second transesterification step
Source: RefSeq, a predicted model, not a curated record
AGACAGAUGCAGUUGAAACCUUAAGAUUUUAUUUGUGGAUUUAAUGUUGAUAGAUGGUCUAAAGCAGAAGAUCUUUUAGAGCACCUAGUAUUUAAGUUUUUAUAAUCCGUUUGAAAAAUUACAUAUUACUGGAUAAAUCUGUGUAUAUUAAAUGAUUUAAUUAACUAGUGUCAUGUUUGUGAUUUUAAUUCAUGUAAGCUAUAGCUUCUAACCUUUUAAAUCAACACUGACUUGUGAUUUUAUGACAUCCAUCCAGCUUUAUUUAUUCAGAAACACAAGUAUGUUAAUGAUUCGUGGUUCUAUGUGUCAGCUUAGUGUUUAAUAGAGCGUGGGGCUGAAGAUGUUGGACCGUGAGGGUAAAGAGGUCCCGGGAAACAGAGGAUACAAGUAUUUUGGUGCCGCAAAAGACUUAGCAGGAGUCCGAGAGCUGUUCGAGAGAGAGCCAGCUGUACCAGCGGCCAGAAAAACACCAGCUGAGCUGAUGAAGGACAUCGAUGCGGGCUAUUACGGCUAUAGAGACGAAGACGGCGGCGCUUUAGUACCGCUGGAACAGGAGUAUGAGCAACAAACCAAACACCUGUGAUUCUGUUUAUUGAAGCUGAUCGAUGGCUCGCGGUACUUGAGUUCGAGCUGAAGCUAGGCUCAUGAGAAGCUGACUUCACAUCUCCUGCAUUCACUGAGCCCUCAAACUCCUUCUGCUUUAGGAGCUAGUGUGUUGUGUGUGGGGUAUGUUUCCUGCAACUGUAGAUUUAGGUCAUAUGAGAGCUUGCUGGUAGCGCUUCCUCCGAGUUGCGUGUAAUGUAUGAGGUUUAACCCGGGCUUGUGUUUUUGGCAGUACACCGCAGAGGCUGGAGAGAAGUGGAAAGCAGGCCGAGAGGCUGGAGUAGCUGCUGGUGGAGGCGUGGAGGAGGAGGAAUAUAUUUACACUAUUAGAGAUGAAGAGUCUCGUUUCGUGAUCUGUUUUGAGCAGUCUGAUGACGAAACAAGAGAACAGAUGGAGGGAGAAGAUGGUUCUCAGUCGUUCGUCGCUCAUGUUCCUGUUCCCUCGCAGAAGGAGGUCGAGGCAGCCCUGGUGAGACGGAAGAAGAUGGAGCGGCUGCAGAAGUACACCAGUGAGAGUUUGAUGGCACAGAGUGAGGAGGCCACAGCUUUGCUUGGCUUAUAGUGGGAUCAGAGAUGGAUUCAUAUCCCAUUGUUGUGUGUACAGUCUUACACAGCCGUGAAUCUGAACACUGAGGCCAGAGCUGAGCACAAGAUGAGAACUGCUCUGGCAUUAUUUGAUCGCAUGGGCUGGAUAAGACACAGAGUGGUUGGAAAUGCAUAAAUAAACCAGGCACACAAAAGCUGAAAAUAUGUGUCCAGCUUAACUUGACAUGGUCAGUAUGAUGCUUAUUAUCUGUACAGUUAACAUUUCAUUGUUAAGCUGUCAUAUGAGCUCACACAAAGUCUGUCAUUUGGACCACACCGUUGACGUUAAAAGACAAUAUUGUUAUGCUGAUCAUGUCAGAUUGUGUAUUGCAUUUAAGUAUGAGCUGUUUUUUGUUUGCAAAUUGGCUUGUGAAA